This is a messenger RNA of Vanessa tameamea, 3251 nucleotides long. It is a transcript of the gene kay, whose product is annotated as transcription factor kayak. The coding region runs from base 316 to 1527 and encodes 403 amino acids. The transcript has 5 exons. The record is from RefSeq and is a predicted model, not a curated record. Gene Ontology annotation, molecular function: DNA-binding transcription factor activity, RNA polymerase II-specific; RNA polymerase II cis-regulatory region sequence-specific DNA binding. Gene Ontology annotation, cellular component: nucleus. NCBI's taxonomy places the organism in Eukaryota, Metazoa, Arthropoda, Insecta, Lepidoptera, Nymphalidae. Gene Ontology annotation, biological process: regulation of transcription by RNA polymerase II.
CGGUAGAAGUAGGCGGUUAAGACAUUUCGUAAUAACAAACUUAGAAAUUCUCAGGAGAAGGGCAUCCCCAAAGAGUAGACGACGUCAUCGAGCAAACUGCAAUGAUGAGUCAUCAUUGUUGUGUUCUCGUUUGUGUAUAAUUUCUUUGACGCGCUUUAUAUUUUGAUAUUACUGUCAUCAUUAAACUGUCAAAUAGAACAUUGAUUGUGAGAGGCUGAUAGCUAGAAACUACGUUGUGAUAAUAAUCUACGCGUUCUCCGAACACUUACGUAAACUGUGAUUGUGUUAUUUUUUAAAAGUUUUCUAAAAGAACUCAUGACGAUGAAGUUAGAAGUUAGUGAUAGUCAUUCCAACCACUCUGAUUUUUCUUGUGAUAGCCAGUCAUCGCAAGGAUCUUCUACAAAUGAAUUUAUAUCUUCGGUACCGACGUCAAGAUCCCUACUAACAUUGGCAAACCUUGAGGGCCUCCAGUCGGGGGUCCCAACCCGCACCACGGCGACCAUAACGCCCACGCAGUUGCGCAACUUCGAGCAGACCUAUAUCGAGUUGAGCAACUGUCGCAGUGAGCAGAGCAACCACGCAGGUUUCGUGCCGCCUUCCGUCACGCAGACCAACAAUUACGGCAUCCUGAAUCCUGUGGGUUACUGUGACUCGGGCCCGACGACUCUGCAUGUGUCGCCGGGCCCACUCUCAGCUAGCGGUGACAGCAGCAGCAGUCCUGGCCUUCCAGCGCCGAAGAGACGUAACAUGGGCGGACGUCGACCGACUAAAGCUCCCCAAGACAUCUCACCAGAGGAGGAGGAACGAAGAAAAAUACGCCGAGAAAGAAAUAAAAUGGCAGCCGCUCGUUGUCGCAAACGAAGACUGGACCACACCAAUGAACUGCAAGAAGAAACAGACAGGCUCGAAGAGAAAAAUCAAGCAUUCAAAGACGAAAUCCGCAAAUUAAAUGCCGAUGUAGACCAAUUGCAGGCGAUAUUGCGCAACCACCUACCCCUUUGCGGGCUCGAGAAGAGGUCGACUAGUCCACCAGACGUGAAGCCGUUUCAAGACCCCUACGAGUAUCCAGAGAUGCCAGAAGACGGUGUCAGAGUUAAAGUGGAGGUGAUGGAUCCCGUAGUAGACCCCGUCCUUGGGUUAGAUAAUGAUAUCUUCGCCUCGCCGACGCCGGACAAAAGGAUAAUGCUGUCGGCGGCAAACCCGGCCGUGGUCACGAGUGCGAGUUCGCUGGACACGCCGCCCGUGCGGCCCUCGCGACCUAACUUCCUUCAGGUGCCGCUCACCGUCACUCCCGCGCAGAUUCACAACAACAAAGCGUUGGGUAACAACAACAAAAUAGCCGGCAUCGAGAUCAGCACGCCGAGCAAUGGCAUCCCGUUCAACUUCGACAGUCUGAUGGAAGGCGGCACUGGGCUCACCCCCGUGCACCCGCACCCGCACCCGCACCCGCACCCCUGCGCGCAGCAGCAACGUGCCGCGCCCGACCUCGCCUCGCCCGACGCGCACAACAGCCUCGUGAGCCUCUGAGAUCACCUCUCCGCCGCCUGCCCUCUCUUCGAGCCGCUCGACCUGCUCAGCGAUCUCGAGCCGAGUCCCCUCUACUAGCAGUGCGGCCUCUCGACCGGGCCGCCUCUGCUGCCAGGACAACCGAGUUCUAAACUCGGCACGCAAGAGACAAACCUCUCGGAAGCAGUAUUAGGCAGCAGCGGGCGCGGCGUGCGCGGGCCCGCGUGUGACGCGGCCGGCGCACGGAACCUAGUUCGUAACGUGUAAAGACUACGCUAUUUAUUCUUCGUGACUUCGUUCUAUCUCGUUUCUAUCGUGCUAUCUUCGUCUCCCUCGGGCCCCCGCCGGCUGUUUUGUCUAUUUAUUGAGGGGGCCCACGUAACACACUUGCUCACUAUGUGCUUUGUAUUUAUAUUACUGAAUAUUUAAUUGUAGUCUAAUAUUAGAGCGUAUCGGCGCAGCGACGCCAGCCUACGAGAGUCAAUUGAUGAGCUGUUCUAGUAUUCUAAAGGAGAAUAUUUUUAUAACUAGAUUGUAUAUCUGCGUAAAUAAUAAUUGUGAUGUAAAAAUAAAACAGAGUUUUAUUUGAAGCAUUUCAGUGAUUAAUUUUCGAGUUGUGCUUAAUAUCUAGCGAGGCUAGACUAGUAAUAUGUUAUAUUGUAAAAGAUCUCUUUUACGCGACGCCCGCGGGGUCCGGCACCGUCGAACCGAUCCACGACAUCUUGUCAUAAUAACCGAGUGCCAUUCGCUAUGUCUAUUCUCAAGAAUACAAUAACUUUGAGUACGAAAUAUUAGUUAACCAUAGACUAACAGCAAUAUUACUUAAUGAAUAAUUAAUAUAUUGAAUGUAAGUUAGCUCAAUAUCGAUAUAAUGUCAUACCGUUCAUUGGAUUAGGUACUGGUAGUGUAAAAUUAUUGAUAAGAAUUUUUGUGAUACGUCCAGUGAUUUGCGCUCCGAGUGGAGACGGUCAUUUUAUAUUGUGUAUUUAUACUCACGACCUCGUUUUAAGUCAAUUUUCGUCACAUUGGUGCAUCGAUGUCGGUUCUGAUUGCAUUUUUAUGUAACUUUUAUUAUUUAAAGUAAAACCAUUGUCAUUAUCAUAAUAGUCGUCAUGUAUUGGAUCGAGACAGUUUAAUGAAUGAGUUAGAGUUAGCCCUCGUGACACGAGGCAGGGUCGCUCACGUUUGUACCGAUGGUGACCGCUGGAGUUAAAGCAAGUAGACUAAGGCAAUAAUUAGGCUAAGGGCACUUAACAUUUAACUGUAAUACGCAUAACUUAGACCAAAUUAUUAUUUUAUGUGCUUUAUCGUAGUUUUAAUUACAAUCUAAGCCAAAUAUUGAUUUUAUGUCGUUAAUUUAGGUUUAGGGUAAACCGCCGUUUCCGAAAAAGUAUUAUUGGUUAGACGCCCAGGAAUGCGGAGUAUUUAUUUAAAAUAAUUAUUGUAUUUGAAUCAUCAUCUUUUGAAUUUUUAUAUGAGCGACUUUUGUAUUUAUAGUAACAUACAAUAAAACGUCUUAAGCAUAAUAUGAACAUUUAGAUAUUGUAAGAGAGAUGUAAUUUUUUCUAGAAGAUUUUUUCUUAACGCAAUUGUAGAAUACUUUUGUAUUUUUUCAUAAAAUUUAGCAAAGCAAUAUAUUUGAUAAAAUAAUUAUUGUUCUAUUACAGCCAGAUGUAGUAAAUUAUAAUAUAUAUAUAUAUAUAUAUAUGUAAAUCAGAAUAUAUAAAGUUUACGUACACCACUGA